Molecule: messenger RNA, 501 nt
Organism: Westerdykella ornata
Lineage: Eukaryota; Fungi; Ascomycota; Dothideomycetes; Pleosporales; Sporormiaceae
Exons: 2
Coding region: 80-391 (103 amino acids)
Source: RefSeq, a predicted model, not a curated record
GACGAGGUACUACAGAUUCGACGGCGAGGCCGUGGGCCCAAAGCAAGAUCAGAUCAUCUUUCUCUGCCAAAAGGUCAACAUGCCGGCGCUGAUCUUCCUACCUGAGCAUGUCCGCCAACGGCUCGCGAAGAACAUCGAAGAUGAAUCAAGUUUCUUUCGCCAGAUGGCCGUCGAUGUCGAGUUGCUCAACCGGCGCAUCAAGUUGUUGAAGUCAAUCGCCGAUGCGUUAGACAAAAUCUUCACUGAAAACACCGCCUUCGACUACAAGUUUGGGACCACGAAUACAAACAGUCAAGCCACCCUCAUCGAUCUCGACAGCGACGAAGUUGACAAAGACUCCAUCGGCCAAUCCACAAACGACACUGAAUUCACCGACGACGACUUGCUUUGAGACGAGUGGGAGGGGGGCGUCUCUUCACGAACCACAUCAGUUAUGUUAAAUGAAUUUGUCGUGGCGACUCUUUGUAGUUAUGACACAAUCAGAUAUUGUGAUCUUCUUCC